Messenger RNA from Saccharomycodes ludwigii, 4977 nucleotides. RefSeq names its product Bud4p (gene BUD4). Gene Ontology annotation, cellular component: cellular bud neck contractile ring. The transcript has a single exon. The record is from RefSeq and is a predicted model, not a curated record. NCBI's taxonomy places the organism in Eukaryota, Fungi, Ascomycota, Saccharomycetes, Saccharomycodales, Saccharomycodaceae. Gene Ontology annotation, biological process: axial cellular bud site selection; protein localization to bud neck. Gene Ontology annotation, molecular function: GTP binding. Bases 1 to 4977 code for a protein of 1658 amino acids.
AUGGAUAAAGGAGGUACUAAUGAUGAAGCACCUGCCGAGUUUUUUCGAACCUUUGAAAAUGAUAAAAAUAUUGGUUUAAAGGAUAACGCUGAUGAAGCUCAACUGGUACUGAAUAAAAAAAUCGAAUUAGAAAAUUAUUAUGAAAACCAAAAAAGAAUAAGUAGUACUGAGGAAGAAGAAUAUAGUAACAACAGUGAUAUUUCUCAAGGCAUUCCAGAAAUUCCAAAGCGAAUUGAAAGUCAUCCAACCUCAUUUAUAUUAGAAACUUUAAACAAACAGAAUGAAGCACAAGAUUAUAAUGGUAGCAAUAUUGAUUCUCUACCAGUAAAAUCCAGCAUCAUUAAAUUAAAGGAAAUGCUAUCUUCUGUGGAAGAAUUAGAAAAAACGUUAAAUACUAAUAGUCCUAGCACAAUUGACACCACUACUGAUAAUGAAAAUAAUAAUGGCAUUCGUGAUGAAAAUGUUGAAUCAAAGACUUCCUUAAUUGUACCAAUGUUACGUGUCGAUACAGCUAAUAAGAACGUUGGAACGGGGAACAUCAGCUUUUGUUCUGAUGCUGACGGUGAAUGCAAUAGUACUAGUAGUUUUGGCAGUAUGCUUGAUUCGAACGACAAUAAUAAUAAUAAAAUUAUAGUCUUGCCCAAACAAAAUACGGAUACAAGAAACAUUAGCUUUCACGUCGAAGAUAAUAACAAGAUGGUAGAUAUAAUUUCCAACAAUGAUACUAGAGAUAGUGAUGAUAGUAGUAAAACCACAAAAUUUGUUGAAAAAGUUAAAAAAUUUAACUUGAUUUCAAUUGAAACUGGAAGAACCGUUGACACGAAUAACAGAGUUGUAAGUACUAGAUCCGUCUCCACUUCUUCGUCUUCCAAUACUCAUAACGCUACUAAUAGCGUCGAAAAGAAAAAAGCUGGCUCUAGAAAAAGUAGUUUUAUGCCCACCACUGAUGAUGACGCUUUUCAAAGUGCCUUUGAAGAAGAAGAGGAGAAAAAGAAUAAUAAUAAUAAUAAUAGUAAUAAUGAUAAUGAUAAUUUUGGUCCUGGAUAUAUUAAUGCAGAACUAAAUGACGGGAUGCUAAUACAAAAUUAUUUUAAUACUGGACAAGAAAAAACAAUCAAUAAUAUUAUGGAGGAAGAAUCACAUUUAGAUACCCAAUUUUUGAAUGUAACUGAUAAAAAUAAUGACACCACCACCACCACCACUAACGCCAACAGCACUAAUAGUAGUAGAGUACCCUCAAGUGAAUACAGCAGUCGAACAGUGAAUUAUUCGAAAAUUGAAAUAACAAAUGAACAAAGGCGGUCAGAAUAUGAAGAAAUUAAAAAUACUUCUCAGUUAAAGGAAUAUAAAAAAUCAAAAAUACCAGAGAAAAAGGAAGAAAUUAUAGACAACUUUGAUGGGUCAGUUUUAAAAAAUGAUAAUUUUGAUAUUCUUAGUCACAGUUCGCAUAAAGCUAGCAUGAGUAGAACUAAAAAACCUUACAUUUCUUAUAAUUCACAAUCUGAAUCUCAAUAUCGUAAUUUCUCAACUUCCUCCAACAUGUCUCAAUCUGUAGAUACUUCUGAUUUAGUCCACAAUACUCAAAGUCAUAAUAAUAAAAGAGAUGUUUCUGUUCAGACAAAUCCUGAAGGAAAAGAGAACGAAAUGGACCAAAAGGAAGAAUAUCCGAGAAAAACAUCAGCCCCCACUAGUUCUAAGUCCAAUCCUAAUUCUUCUUCUUCCUAUUCUUCUUCUUCGUUUUCAGGUGCUAGAUUUGCUUCUAAUGUGGAAAAUAGAGCCAGUAGCAUUCGUCAUAUAACACCAACCUCCCCUUUAUUUUUAUUACAUCCUAAUUCUGUUGCUGGUAAUGGAGGUAUUCCAUCCUUAUCAUUCAAUACAAGGAAUAUGUCAACUUCUAGUAAGACCACUUCUGCUUCUAAGUCAUUUGAUGAGAAUUAUCCGUUUGGUUUACCUGAUGAUGUGGAUGAAAAUGCGCCAUCUAAUAAUGAAGGUAGUACAUUUUUCGAUGAAAUCAUGGAAUCUUUGAAAAACCAUGAUUUUGUUUCUAUUUGGAAUAAACAGGAACAUGGUUCUCCCACUUCAAGUGUCAAUUCUCAAUUUACUGCUGCAGGACCUCAAUUAAAUAGUGAACUUUCUAGUAACAACAAUAAAGAUAUCGAUAAUGAUGAUGCUAAUAGCAGUAGCGGACGUACACCAUCCUUAAAUAGCACAGCUAAAUUUUCCUUUAAACCAAGAGUUAUUAGUAGAAGUCACUAUCAUUAUCAUGGUGACGAACCUUGUGGUUCAAGUAGUAGAAAGAGUAGCAAUACUAUUAGUAACACCACUGCUGGCAGUAACAAUAACAGUACAUACGAAUCUAAUUCUGCUACUCGAUUGGUUAGUCGUGGUAGCAGAAAUAGUAGUCGUGGUAGCAGAAAUAGUAGUCGUGGUUAUGGUAAAAACAACAAUGAGAUAGAAGAGGAGGAAUACAUCAUUCCAGUUGUUGAAAAUUCCAAUUUAGAUCCAUUACGAAGAAGUACUUUGAAGUCUAAAUUGUUACAACAAAGAUUUGAAUUAAUUAGAAACGCUACGGCUACUCUAACCAAAGGUGGUAUCCCUAAUAAACCCAUAAAUAGAAAUAAUGAACUAUACACCUUUAGAGAAGAAAGCAGCGACCUUUUGAACAGUUCCGAUAAUUACGCACAUUCUAAUACGACUGAUGGAAAACAAACAUCUGAUGAUAAGUAUAAGUCUUUUGUUGAAAAUGAGGAGAAUGGGAAUGAUUAUGUUAUAUCUACUAAUAGAGGACUUUCUGGCGUAGUUACAGGCUUAGAUCCCAUGAGAAGAAAUACCAUACUUUCCAAAAAAAUUCAACAGCAGAUUAAAACACAAGAAGCCCUAUUAAAUGAUUUAUUACCCAAUAAAAGUGUUUUGAAAGAAAUAGAAGAAAAAGUUGGGGAUGAACAAAACCCAGAAAUUUCAAAAUCAUUGUUAUUAGAUAAUUUCGAUAAAGUUAUUAAAACAAAGAUUCAUAAUAAUAACACACCUCGUAAAUUCAAAGUACUUUCUCACAAUUCUAAUGUACUACCAUCACCUUCGCCUAUAAAAGGAAUCAAGGAUAAUUUAAUGAAUCAGUUAGAUGCUAUAAACGUAUCGACUAACGAGGAUCACUCUGGCUCUUACAUGAUUAAUGAUAACAAUGAAGGUGUGCCUAAUGACUCAUUCAAGACUGAUAUCUAUAUGAAUGAGUCUUCUUUUAUUAAUAAUAAAAGUACUUUUGAUACUGCACAAAGUGGUAAAAAUCAUGCCUUAAGCGAUGAUGUAGUACAAAAUUUAUUUGAACUAGGUAAUGGAAAUGUAACACCAUCACAUUCUAUGUUGCUGUCAUCUGCUAUAAAUACAAAUACUAUUGCUAAUAAUGAUACCUCUAUAUCAACUCACUUUUUACCAGAAAUAAACAAUAACGUCAAUACAGAAAAGCAUCAUGGUCUAGUAGGUUUGGGUAUUUUCAAAAAAAAUAAUAGCGAUGAUAUUACUGCGGUGCAAAAAAUGAACUUGGAUCAAUUUAAAAUGAAUCAAGAAGUUCUGGUUGAACCUGAAAACGUUUCGAAAUCCAUAAUCGAUUGUGAUAACACCAAGGAUAGUCUUAUUAGUAAAAAAAGCGAUGUUCAUGUAACCUCUCCUUUUAAAGUGGUAACCAACUCCAAGAAAGCAGAUAAAUCAAUUAUCACCGCUUCCUCUGAUAUUGAUGAGAAUGAUGUUAAAGCUAUUAAAAAAGUUACUAUUAAUCCUGUUCCACAAGUAAGAACUAUCAAAAAAGUUAAAAAAGGUAUGAAGGAUAUGGGUGAACUAUAUAUACAAUUGCAUGGCACGAGUAAGCUUGAAUUUUUUAACAAUUUUAAAGAAAGAAAGGCAGAAUAUUGUAUUGUAUUUGAUAAUGGUAUUAAUAGAAUAGAGACACCGUGGGUACAUUUUGAGGAUAAUGAUGGUAUUUACAAAAAUCUAAAUAAAGAAUUUGAGACAGUUUUGCCAUUGAAGGAUGUAUUGCAAAUGGAUAACAAAAAUAUUAUAAAAAUUGUUAUUACCUUAAAAUGUAGAUAUGCAAAGCCAGCUGACAAAAUUGUUGAAGUUCGUGAAAAAAUUCCAAUCAAGAUUCCGGGUGUUGAGCUACCUCAAAAGAAACAACAUAAUUUCCUAUUUGGAUUAAAACAUGGCAAGCAUCUUAAACAACAAAAGAAAAAAUAUAGUGAACCUAUAAUUGAAUAUCAAACGGUCGUAAGAAGAGUUCUUCAACCUUCUAAUGAUAAAUGGAAAGAUAAAAUUGCCAAUGACGGUUCAUUUGCCGUAUCUGUCAUCACAAUCGAUGAAGAUUUUUUAAGUGGGUGUGAAUAUUUGAAAGCUCCAAAAACCUUUAACUUGAUUAAUAAAUGGGGUGUUAAAUUGAAUAAUUACCACAAGUUAAAUAGUGACCUAUCAUUUCAAGAAAGCAAAAAUUGUAUUGGCCAACUUUAUGCUACUGUUUGUUAUUUGCCCAGGUUAGAUCCCCUGGAAAAAUUCCCCAAGACUUUAGACAAAGCUGAAAAAAUAGUUCAAAAAUGGUUGGAACAGGAAAGUGUUCACUAUGAAGGCUGGUUAUAUCAAGAAGGUGGUGAUAUUGAUCAGCACAAGAUGAUGACUAAAAGAUAUUUUAAAUUAAAUGGCCCAGAAUUGAUAGGGUACCAUGAAAUUACUAAGAGAGCCAAAUGUGUUAUUAAUUUGUUAAAUGUUGAUUACAUAGAUUAUUAUGGUAAUACUAAAAGUGAUAACGGAAGAAAUGUCAGUAAUCCAAUCACAUCUAAUUUGAGUUUCCAGCUAGUUUUUAAAAACAAGGAAAGCAUUACUUUCACUACUGAAAGUAAAAGCCAAAGAAAUGAAUGGUUGAUGAACUUGAAUCACAUUUUAGAACUAAACAUUGCUCACCAACCUUGGGUGAAAAAAUUGGCAGAGACAUUGUCUUGA